Molecule: messenger RNA, 1680 nt
Organism: Dendronephthya gigantea
Lineage: Eukaryota; Metazoa; Cnidaria; Anthozoa; Malacalcyonacea; Nephtheidae
Exons: 4
Coding region: 1-1680 (559 amino acids)
Biological process (GO): regulation of apoptotic process
Molecular function (GO): protein binding
Source: RefSeq, a predicted model, not a curated record
AUGGCGUCCGACAAAGACUCCAGAAAUCAAUGUGAACUCAUUUUGAAACUUACACAAUGUUUAUAUCGCGCUGUACAGUAUGUUUCGUGCAAAAAAUUAAAUCGAUUGGCUGAAAGUGAAAGAAAUGAUGAUCAAAUCCUCGUAAAUGAAAUACUAAAUAUUUUUUCUCAAACAAAACCAAUGUUCCAAGAGAUUAUGAAUUUAACGGAUAGAGUUGAACAGAUGGUUAAAUCGCCAAGUGAGAUAACUCUAAACGUUUUGGAAGAAUUAUUUCACUACAAUGGAGGGGGAGGAAUCCUCACAGAAGAAAAAAUGAACAAGCUUUCAAAUUUUCUAACUAGCGAAGGCUUUCAGGACGCCAGUAUCGAAAACAGGCAACCACAGCAACAAGAGAUAGAAAAAUACGAGAACCCUGAAAAAGAGAACAAACUGCAGAAUGUUGAUGGAAAUAAAGCAUGCGGAAAAGAAAAGAAUGAUGAACCUAUUGAACCUGGAUCAAAAUCCACUGAGCAUCCUGAUAUAGGUUCACCUAACAGCCUAUUUACAAAUUUGUUCCAAAAGUAUCUUAAAUCGGCAAACGAAGAAAAUGCCACGCCUUUGCACAAAUAUGCUGGUCGUGAAAAUACCUUUUUGGAUGAAGAUUUGGAAAGAGCAAAAAUACUCGACGAUGCACAGCAUGAGAACAUGGAAACCGAAGAAAGUGUGUUGAGCAAAAAGAUUCCCAGUCAAGGAGAGGAAAUUGUAUCUACAAAAAACAAAGAGGUUUUGGCUCAUCUUAAAAAGGGAUUGCCCACGACAGAAGGUGUGAACUCAAAAACACUUGACGAAUUCAAAUCAUCGAAAGGCAAAGAUGAGGGCUUGGAAACGAAAGCAAGGGCGUUGAACAACAAGAUUCCCAGUCAGGGAUCCGGAGAAGAAACUGUAUUUACCGAAUAUCAAAAGGUUUUGGCUGAUCUUGGGGAACUACUUUUUAAAGAAAGUGCCAAAGAAAUCGAAGAAAAAAGAGCAAAACAUUUUCAGCAAAUAUUCCCAACAUCACAAGGAGUUCGUUCAAAGCAACCUUUCAAUGUAAAUUCUUGUUUUAAUUCUAAUGCGAACGAAUUCCGAAAUGGUGAAAAUACAGCAACACAAAAACAACUUCGAGGGGAGACAAGCAGUAGACAGAGAAAUGAAGCUAAAGCAAUCAACGUGGCGGCCUCGACAUCAUUUGUUCAGACAGCAUCGCAAAAUUUGCAAUUGGUGCAAAUUGAAAGUGGAAAAGGUGUCGUGGAAAUUUCAUCUGAAGUUCAAAGCAAUCCGACCCUCCAAAAUGAUGAAGAUCUCUCAUUCUCAGUUCAACAAGAUGAUUCCAAUGGAAGAAAGGUCAUAUCCCUGAGUAAUAAGCCAUCAACAUCCGUAGCUACGAUGUUAUACAACAACUACAAGAUAUUGUUGCUCACUCUGUCUCAAAUUCUUCUUUCUUCUGAAGUUAUAAAACUCAAAGACUGGGCAAGUCAGAAUUUCUCGAUUGAGAACGUUUCAAAUGCUUCUGAUGUAUUCUUCAAACUUGAUGAAAAAUGGGCUAUAAACGCUGAAGAUUUAAGUAAUCUUUGUGUUUUUUUCAAAUCCAUUAUCCGAUAUGAUCUUCUGCACACGAUUGAUCUAUUCCUUCUUGGAGAUUAUAGUCUACUUCGGAGGUAA